Molecule: messenger RNA, 2617 nt
Organism: Raphanus sativus (radish)
Lineage: Eukaryota; Viridiplantae; Streptophyta; Magnoliopsida; Brassicales; Brassicaceae
Product: protein FAR1-RELATED SEQUENCE 1
Exons: 7
Coding region: 178-2484 (768 amino acids)
Biological process (GO): regulation of DNA-templated transcription
Molecular function (GO): zinc ion binding
Source: RefSeq, a predicted model, not a curated record
AAAAAGGCGAGUACGACGGAGGAGACGACUGUUUCUUUGCCCUAAAGAUCGAAACUUUGCUGAAAUGAAGAUCGUUUCUGUACUCGCCUCUACUCAUCACUGUCUUCUUCUUCCUUCAUGAUUUAGUUUGAGUUCUAGAAGAUUUGAGUUUUAAAGGACGAAGCAAAGCAUCGUUGAAUGGUGGUGAUUGAUCUCGAAAUGCCUUCACCUUCAGGAGAAUGUGAUGAUCAAAGGAUCAAUGAAGGUUUAGAGUUUGAAUCCAAAGAGGAAGCUUUUGAGUUCUACAAAGAGUACGCUAAAUCCGUUGGUUUCAACACCAUUAUAAAAGCUAGCCGUCGUUCAAGAAUGAGUGGGAAGUUCAUAGACGCCAAGUUUGUAUGUACACGUUACGGAAGCAAGAAAACAGAUCAAGGAGAAGAAGACAUAGAUAACAUCCCUCAAGGUAAAAAACGUGGUAGAAUCAACCGUUCUUCCUCGAAAACUGAUUGUAAAGCGUGUUUACACGUCAAGAAAAGACAAGAUGGGAGGUGGGUGAUUCGCUCUUUGGUUAAAGAACAUAACCACGAAACCUUCCCUGGUCAAGCCAGUUCCAUGAGAGAGUCUUGUGGGCGGGAAAAACAAACUGGUGCUGUUGUGAAAGAGAUGAAGAGCAGAAAGUUUCAAGCUUUAGAGGAUGGAGACGUUGAGAGACUGCUAAGCUUCUUUACGGAUAUGCAAGCUGAGAAUCCUUUCUUCUUCUACGCUAUUGAUCUCAGCGAGGAGGAGCAGAGUCUAAGAAACGUCUUUUGGGUUGACGCAAAGGGGAGAUUGGACUACACUUGUUUCUGUGAUGUUGUCUCUGUCGACACUACGUUCAUCAAGAACGAGUAUAAGCUUCCUCUUGUUGCAUUCAUAGGUGUGAACCACCAUGGACAGUUCCUGUUGCUUGGUUGUGGACUGUUGUUAAACAAUGAGUCUACAUCUGAAUUUGUUUGGCUUUUUAAGUCAUGGUUAAAGGCCAUGCACGGAUGUCAACCAAGAGUUAUACUCACCAAACACGACCAAACGAUCAAAGAAGCUGUUUCAGAAGCCUUGCCAGGGUCUAGUCAUUGUUUCUAUACGUGGGAUACUCUUGGUCAGAUGCCUGAGAAGCUUGGUCAUGUUAUGGGACAAGAGAAAGGCUUUGUGGAUGAGAUAAGUGAGGCUAUUUACGGUUCUUGCAAGGGAGAUGAGUUUGAAAAGAAGUGGUGUGAGGUGGUAGAUAGGUUUCGUCUGAGAGACAAUGCUUGGCUUCAAUCUCUGUAUGAAGAUAGGGAACAUUGGGUUCCUGUGUAUAUGAAAGAUGUUUCUCUAGCGGGAAUGUGUACAGCUCAGAGAUCGGAAUGUGUGAGCUCUGUUUUCGAUAAGUACAUUCAGAGGAAAACUACGCUGAGAGCGUUUCUUGAUCAGUACAAGACGAUGAUACAGGAGAGGUGCGAAGAGGAAGAGAAAGCUGAGACUGAUACAUUGUGUAAACAGCCUGGUCUUAAGUCACCUUCGCCGUUUGGGAAGCAAAUGGUUGAGUUAUACACUCGUGAGAUGUUCAAGAAGUUUCAGGCUGAGGUGUUGGGAGGUGUUGCUUGUCAUCCGAAGAAUGAAAGCGAUGAGGGUCAAAGGAAGACAUUCAGGGUUCAAGACUAUGAACAGAAGCGUGGUUUCGUUGUGGUGUGGAGCCCUGAAUCAUCUGAAGUUGUCUGUUCAUGUAGAUUGUUUGAGUUCAAAGGGUUUCUCUGUAGACACGCAAUGAUUGUUCUGCAGAUGUCUGGAGAACUCACUAUUCCGUCUCGGUAUGUGUUGAAGCGUUGGACAAAAGAUGCGAGAAGGAGAGAAGCGGUUGAAUGUGAUCUGAUGUGUGGGGAUUCAAGUAAGGCUCAGCGGUAUACGGAUCUUUGUCUCCGGUCUUUGAAGCUGAGUGAGGAAGCGUCUUUAUCCGAAGAGAGCUAUAACGCUGUGUUGAAUGUGCUGAAUGAAGCUUUAAGAAGUUGUGAGAACACAAGUAACGUGAUUCACAGUGGUGAAGAGUCAGACUCUGAUGUAGCUCAAAAUCAUUCAAGACAUGAAGAACGUAACAAUAACAACACCUCAUUUAAUGAGAAUGUGGCCGACACAGGACAGGAACAUUCACUACAUGAAGUAUGGAAAGAAACUGCUUUGCAAGAACAAAGAAACCGGUACUCGAUUCUCGACGACUACCUCAGCCCUCAACAAGUGUCACAUGAAAUGGGACAAAUCAACAUGAUGGCCUCAAACCGCAAUGGAUAUUGUACUGCCCAUCAAAACAUACACUCACUGGGACAAUCCAUAACUCAGCAAAGGCUAUAUGGAACUGAACAAUUAAGUUUCAGACCAGAAGUUAUGUAUGAAAGACUCCAGGACAUGGGACAGGCAAGUUUUAGACAGCAUCCUCAGCAACAUAGCGAUUAUACAAAACAACAUCAACAACCCAACAAGGAUUUCUCUAACUGAGACACACUCUUCCGUUUAACCAGGAGUCUGUGUAACAAUUUUUAAUAUAUUUGAUUUAAGUUUUGAUGGUAAAAAUCAUUUGUUUAUAUGUAUAGGACAAACGGUACAGCUAAAUACCAUCACAGAUAUUUUU